AUGCCUGGAGCAACUGAAGCUUUCCAUGCACUAUGGAACAAUUGUUCCUUGGCAAUUGCCAUAGUUCUCACCAGCUAUAUGGCACUGGUUCAGCGUCUUCGGUACCGCCGCAUGGCAAAGAUCGAGGCCCCAUUCGUCAGUGGCGGGAGGCCAUUAUCAAGCAUGACAGUCGAAGAAGCUCAUGCAAUUAUUACCCAAUUGCAAGAAAUGGAAUUUCCAUAUGCAUUUGCCAAGGCUCGUCGAAUGGCGCUACUAAAGGCCGGUGGUAUUCCGACUAUGUCGAAGCUUUUUGCCGUUACUGGCCAGAACAACAGGCGGAACGCGGGUAGGCGCGCUGUUGACACGGAAGUUCUGUUGCGAGAGUCGCAGUCCCAGCCUCGAAAUUCGGACCGUUAUGCAGCAGCCGUGGCGAGAAUGAAUUAUCUCCAUGCCCGCUACCGCCGCGCCAACAAAAUUACCGAUGAUGAUCUUCUCCACACCUUAGGUGAUGGUCUUGCCGAGAUCUUGAAUGUGAUUGAGAGAGAAGAGUGGCGUAAGCUUACGGAUGUUGAGAAAUGUGCCCUCGGCAUCUUUCACAAGAACCUGGGCGAGGAUAUGGGAAUCCCAUUUGAUGCGCUUCCCUCAAGCGCACAAGGCUGGAAAGAUGGCCUGCACUUCGCGUUAGAACUGCGCAACUGGACAAUCCACUAUGAGGAAGAAGUCGCGCGAUCGGCCGCAACAAACGAUCAAUACGUGCGAGUUUACGUGGAUUCUGCGCUUCCCGGCUUCGUAAAACCAGUGGUGCGACAGAUGUUGGGUGCUGACUUGGAUGAUAUCAUGAGGACAAGCCUUGGUCUCGAAUCUCCCAGCCUUCUCCUCUCCAUUGUGCUGGGCCUCGUCCGACAUUCACGAAAGUUGGUCCUUCGAUUUUUUGCACUUCCACGUCCCUCUUUCCUGGCCGUCAAGCUCGUGCAUGAUACGCCAAACCCGGAAACGAAUCUGUACAACUUCGAAAGAAAGGGCCUGCAACCAUGGUACGUCCGACCCAGUCUCUGGUCCAAAUGGGGACCGGGGGCGUUGUUGGUUAGAAUAUUCGGAGGCAAGGUGCCGGGUUCGCGCGGGGACCGGUAUCUGCCACAAGGAUAUGACCUGAUGACGAUAGGGCCGGAGCCACAGAAGGGAAAAGGAUUGGAAGAGAUGAGCCUUGACAUGGAGGUCAUCAAGGCGCGAGGUGUAGCCACAUGUCCGUUCUCGCAGGCAAAAUCUGGUAGCUUCAAAUGA
Molecule: messenger RNA, 1260 nt
Organism: Aspergillus lentulus
Lineage: Eukaryota; Fungi; Ascomycota; Eurotiomycetes; Eurotiales; Aspergillaceae
Source: RefSeq, a predicted model, not a curated record